Messenger RNA from Notolabrus celidotus (New Zealand spotty), 2208 nucleotides. RefSeq names its product glutaminyl-peptide cyclotransferase (gene qpct). NCBI's taxonomy places the organism in Eukaryota, Metazoa, Chordata, Actinopteri, Labriformes, Labridae. The coding region runs from base 366 to 1529 and encodes 387 amino acids. Gene Ontology annotation, molecular function: zinc ion binding; glutaminyl-peptide cyclotransferase activity. The transcript has 7 exons. The record is from RefSeq and is a predicted model, not a curated record.
UAAAGCAGUGAACACACCAAGUCGGAAGGACAACUUCCAAACUCGGAAACUGAGAUCAUUCGAGGUGCACAAUCGUUUUUUUCCUAUAUGCGUAAAAAGCACAACCUUAAUUAUCUUUAUAGUUAGACUACAAUAUAUGCAAAACGACCUUCAUCUUACAUGUUAUCACAAUGUGGUUGUCUGCUGUUGAUAGUAGCCUAAUCAACCUUAAAAGGUCGAUAAUUAGUCACUGUCUGUCGUCUUCACCAAAUACCAACAGCUCCUGAGAAUGGGACAUAGCCUACACACUGACUUACUCACAAACAUACACACACACCAGCCUAGUGACGCGCUGUGAGCCUCGGGUCCUCCCUCCUGCUCUUCACAUGAUCUCUAAGCCUUCACAGAGGAGAGAGACGGGAAUGUGGAGAGGAGCGUCAACAACGAUGGCUGAGCGGAGUCACGGUCUCUGCAUUAUACGUUUACUUUACUCUGUUGCUGUCUGGAUGACAUUCCUCCACCGCACAUGUGGAAUUCCCUGGACACAAGAAAAGUUCCAUCACAGAGCUCUAACUCUAACUCAAGAUGAAGUCCAGACCGCCCUGUCUCACACGGACCUAAACCAGAUGUGGCAGAGGGACCUGAAGCCGCUGCUGGUUACCAGGUACCCAGGCUCUGCAGGCAGCCUGGCUGUGCAAGAGCAUAUUAAAACAACCCUUGGUUCCCUCGGAGCAGGCUGGGAAGUAACAGAGGACAAAUUUAUGUCAGUGACACCCUAUGGCCAAUUGCCUUUCACAAACAUAAUAGCCACCCUGAAUCCAUCAGCCAAGCGCCGCCUGGUUCUGGCCUGUCACUAUGACUCCAAGUAUUACCCACCACAGUUCCACGGUUUGGAGUUCCAAGGUGCCACCGACUCUGCUGUACCCUGCGCCAUGAUUCUGGAGCUGGCACGCGCCCUGGACACAGAACUGACAGCACAGAAGAGCUCCAGUUCGGACCUGACCCUGCAGUUGCUUUUUUUUGAUGGGGAGGAGGCUCUCUUCCAGUGGUCUGCUACAGACUCCCUGUAUGGCUCUCGCCACCUGGCUCAGAAGAUGGAGAACACCCCUCAUCCAGCCGGAGCCACAGACACCAACCAACUACACGGCAUAGACCUGUUUAUGUUGUUGGACCUGAUCGGGGCGCCUAGCCCUCGCUUUGGAAACCAAUUCCCCAGCACAGCUAAGUGGCUCACCAGACUGCAGAAAAUAGAAAAGCUUCUCCACUCCAUGAACCAGCUUGUUGAUCACCCUGACAUGGUGGAAUAUUUCUGGCCUAAUCACCCUAUUGGCCAAAUACAAGAUGAUCACCUACCAUUCCUAAACAAAUCUGUACGUGUCCUUCACCUCAUCCCCUACCCGUUCCCAUCUGUGUGGCACACGUUUGAUGACAAUGAGCAUAACCUGGAUCGCUCCACCAUUCAGAACCUCAACAAAAUCCUGCAGGUUUUUGUUCUGGAGUACCUCAAUGCCAGACCCACUGUCACUUCAAACCCACAGAAUGCCCCUUAAAAGAAGGACACCAAAAUACAGCUUUCUUUUCCAUUUAAAUGUUCCAGUGUAAAUAUCUCAAGCUGUUAUUUUACAGACUGAAACAAUCACUGGUAAAAUGUUUAAUCCUGGACCAUAUAUCGGAUUUCUAAGGUUAAGACACAACUCUAAAAACAACAGAAUAGAGUCAACUGUGAAACAUACAGAGCAUAUGUUGACAAAAUGUUGUAGGGACAUGAUGAUUACAUAAAUAUCUGUGAAAUUCACAUGAGACGUGGAUACUAAGAAGCUUCAUUUGCUUUUCAACCCUUAGUCUCCAGCAACAAGAUCUAGACACAGGGUCUCCUGUGUGUCUUUAAACUACACUGCUCUCUUUCUAUCAGCCUUAGUCCCCUCAUUUACACUGUGAGGAUGCUGUAGUGCGAGUGAAAAUGUCUUGGAUUUGGUAGAAGGGAAAUGGGCAGACUUGAGGGGAUGAAAGACUUUGAGCGUUUAAAGUGCUUUGAAAUCCAUAUUCUGUCAAUUUCUCUCGCAGUGUUGGAAUACUCUUACUCAUUGCAAGUCCAAAGCUGCUGUUUUUUCUUUCUUAAUUUCUUCAAGGAUAACUAAAGCCUAAAUAUACUUCCUGAUUGUCAUGUUACAACAACCAAAAACAUUGAUCAUUUAUGAUGUAUGAUAUAUAUAUAUAUAUAUAUAUAUA